This is a messenger RNA of Colletotrichum destructivum, 876 nucleotides long. RefSeq lists its product as uncharacterized. The transcript has a single exon. The record is from RefSeq and is a predicted model, not a curated record. Bases 1 to 876 code for a protein of 291 amino acids. Lineage: Eukaryota; Fungi; Ascomycota; Sordariomycetes; Glomerellales; Glomerellaceae.
AUGUGGUUCAUUUUUGUCUUCGUUUUCGCUACCUUUCACAGACACGUCGUCGCCAGUUGCGAUGCUGAAGAUGCUGCACUUUGGCGUCCUAACCAGGGUGAUACAUUUGAUAAAGUGCUUCGCCCUCUUGGCAUUGAUGCACGCCAGUUCAUGGAACACAAUGAAGACGUGACGGAUGUCAAUAAGAUUGACUAUGUAUCCAUCUAUUGCAUUCCUUACAUCACCUCGCUGUCGGGAUACUACUAUACCACGUCCGGCCAUCGCUUUCUAUCCCCCUCAUCUCAACCUGCUACGAAACCUUUGACUACUAACGCUCAACCCCAGACUAGCAUCACAACAGAGGAGCAGACAACAGUCCUAAGCCAGACUAUUGGCAAUUCACAAGUCACGAAAUACACAUCACAAAGCGCGUCGACAACUGUAGAGCACAUGGUAGAUUCAGCAGCCACGGAGGCGUCGAUCACAACACCCCGUAGCACUCACUCAGCUGCUGCGUAUGUUUCUGAAAGACGGUGCACUUUGCAGAGAGAUCGAAACUCGAACAUCGCGGGCGAGUUCCAGAAGCAGGCUCGAGCAUUUUGCGACGAAUAUGGGGCCUCUAAUUUUUACCCGGGGCAAAUUGGAACCGGUAACAAGGAAAAAAAAGUGGGAGAUGAGCAAUUCGUCUUUUCAAUUGAUUGGAUCGACCAAUGUGACAUCUGGCCGGUCCAAAAUGGACUUCAACCUACCGUGUUUGAUCGAACUAUAACUUGUCUGUCAGUGAUGACUCAGAACUUUCUGAAAUGUGGCAACAAGCGUUCAAAUGGCGGUUACGUAGACGUUAGCUGUCUUAGGUACUCGUCAAGAGCCAAGGAUUGGGCCUUGGAUGGUGGAUAG